This is a messenger RNA of Racocetra fulgida, 1069 nucleotides long. Lineage: Eukaryota; Fungi; Glomeromycota; Glomeromycetes; Diversisporales; Gigasporaceae. The record is from the annotation of a GenBank genome assembly.
GCUACCUUUUUUGCUCAAUUUGUUUCAUUCGACAUUACGGCAUCAAAAAACACCUUGAAUACUUAUCCAAUGUUUUUACCUGCUGAUGAUCCCUUUUAUGUUCUAAAUGGUUCAUCUCCAAAUUCUCCUCAAAUCGAUGUAAAUUUUCUACCUGCCAAUAGAUCAGCUGGUAAUGACGGUACAAAUCCUCUUACUAGUGGAAUAAAUUUGGUUACUCCUUUUCUUGAUUUAAAUAAUAUCUAUAGUAGUAAUGAUACUUUAAUGUUGAAUAAGUAUCGUGACACUUCGAGUAAACGUGGAAAAUUAAAGGUAUCAAUUGCUAGUAACGGUGAUCAAUAUCCACCAAAAACUCCCUCUGGUGAUUAUGACUUGGGUGCUACUUCCACGCGUUCUCGCAAUAUAUUCACUUUAGCCAUCCAUACAAUCUGGUUACGAGAGCAUAACCGUAUGUGUGAUCAAUUAUAUCAAAUUUAUCAAGAUUCUUGGACGGAUGAUCAAUAUUUUCAGGAAGCUAGACGUUGGACUACCGCUUUUUAUCAAAAAGCGGUUGCAGAAGAAUAUAUUGGGGCUAUUAUUGGUCGUCCUUUGCCUGCAUACGAAAAUUAUAAUCCCAAUCUUAAACCUGACGAUCAUGGCGAUGUCCUUAUUAAUGUUGCUUUGAACGAUAUUAAAGACCUUACACUCUUGGAAAAUUUUGGAUUGGAAAAGGAAGAUGUAGAUAAUUUUUUUUCAAACUCAACCAAAAAAGCAAUCGGCCCUGAUCAAGUCACUUAUGAUCUAUCAGCUUUCGAUUUGAUAAGGUCUAGGGAUCGCGGAAAUUAUAUUGCAGUUUAUGGUGGUUACCAUCCUCCCACACUUGAUCCUAAUCAAGAUCCAGAACUCAAAUCUUCAUUAUCGUAUUCGUUUGUUAAUGAUGUUGCAAUCAUAACGUUCAAAAGAGCACUUUCUCCUAAAGCAGACGAAGAUGAAAAAAGAACUAUGCUGCUUGCUCACAUUAGUCAUGAUGAUUACAAUAAACUACCUCAAUAUACGUGGGAAGAAUUUAACGAACGAGUUCAAUAUGGUGUAA